AUGUCUCUGCCGAGCGAGAGGAAACUUCUUCUCCUCAGUUUCUUCUGGUUUCUUGGAUCUUGGAGCUCAACAGACGCCGCUCCUUUCGACCAAUGGGGAGACGGGAUAGAGUUUAGAAAGGUGCGAGGAACCCAAAGUGAGGAUCUGAGUGAUGAUUUAUGGCCAGACCAGGACGAGGAUCAAGUCCAGAAUGUUUUCAAAAGAUUCCUGUUUCAUUACUCGAAAGCACACAACUCGGUGGGCGCCGUGCAGCACGAGUCACACUCCGUUCAUCCGUUGAUGCGACUUUCCCCCAAACUGUCCCAGAGGAGGAAGGUGUUGCUCUUGGCAGCACAUGCAUCAACGUGUUCCAGGUCCAGGAAGAAGAAGGAGAUCUUUAUAAAUCACAUCAGUGUUCCCGGCUCCAUUUACUGCCGCUGA
Molecule: messenger RNA, 420 nt
Organism: Cyclopterus lumpus (lumpfish)
Lineage: Eukaryota; Metazoa; Chordata; Actinopteri; Perciformes; Cyclopteridae
Gene: nms
Product: neuromedin S
Exons: 7
Coding region: 1-420 (139 amino acids)
Source: RefSeq, a predicted model, not a curated record